Prunus persica (peach) is the source of this 2595-nucleotide messenger RNA. RefSeq names its product protein ANTI-SILENCING 1. The transcript has 12 exons. Gene Ontology annotation, molecular function: chromatin binding; RNA binding. NCBI's taxonomy places the organism in Eukaryota, Viridiplantae, Streptophyta, Magnoliopsida, Rosales, Rosaceae. The record is from RefSeq and is a predicted model, not a curated record. The coding region runs from base 1085 to 2581 and encodes 498 amino acids.
CUUCGCGCCCUCACUUCAGCGAUUCUCGCAGUACAUGCCUCGUUCAAAGAAAUGGAGGUAACUGAUUGCAGGAUGGAUGCGCGGCGCACGUUAGCAUUCCCUGCAGCAUAUUAAGUUGUUUUCGUACUGUAUUUUUCUUUUCCUCACCGCGUUAGCAUUUCCUGCAACAUAUUAAGUUGUUCUCCUCCUCCUCCUCCUCUUCUCUCUCUUUCUCUCUCUCUCUGGAACUUUCUUACUUUCUUUACUCAAAACCAACACACUGGAACCCUUGACUGCAAGCAAAAUCGAAAAUGGCGUUUCUCUCGUUUCUUUGAUUAUCAAUAUUUGAGGUAUGUAUCUCAUUAUAAACUUGUUCUCCAAGUUUUCAACAAGAGCUAGCUCAACUUUUGUUUGUGGCCGGGUCAUGAGGGUUUCAACUUUUUCUCUUCUUUUUCUUUUUCGCUUUCACAUGGUACCCAGAUGGGUUUGUCUUUUCGUCUUCUCUUCUUUUGUAUGCAUUUCUUCUUCUUCUUUUUUCUUCAAAAUUUUCUUUUUUCAUGGAUGCUCUGUUUCACAUUGUGCUUUGUUUACCCUAGAAUCCGUCGUGCUGCUCAUGUAUUUUCGCCUAAGUUGAAAAUUUUUCUGAGACUUGAAGUGUGAAUUAGUAAUGAUUUGUUUUGAGAACAACAUGGAGGUUUUGCUUUUCAACUUUUCAGAUUCUACAGCUUAUUAAAAUAAAGGGGGUUAUCUGGUGGCCUAAAAUGUGUUGCUCUGUUUCUGUUAGGCGUCUCACAUUUAAGUUUUUGUCAUUUUUGGUGUUGGAUUAGCACCCAAUCAAUGUCUCUCUUUUUGUAUGGAAAUAAGUCAUGGUGUUUUUUUUUUUUGGGGGCAAUUUUAGUGGUGGGUUUUUACCCAGCGUUCUGCUUUUUCCUAGCAAAUCUCUUCAACCAAAGGUGACAUUGGUAGAUGAGUUCUGGAACACACAGGAGGAUCUGAAAUUUGUAAACCUCUAAACUUGUAUGAGUGAUCUUGGAGCUGCCUUUUGAUUCUUGGGUCAAAACUUUGUAAAAGGGUUCUCAAAGACUAUUGGAUGGGCUAAGAAACAAUGGUAGGGUUGGAAGAGACAAAUAUGGAAGAUGAUUAUUUUAACUGGGGUAAGAAAGGUGGAGUUGGGGAAGUGGAACGUGUCCAGUUCUACGAGUCAUUCACUUUGGAAGGCAUGGAAUACUCGCUGUAUGAUUGUGUACAUCUUUACAGAAGUGGUUGUUGUGAGACUGAUAUCGGUAAGCUUGUGGAAAUAUAUGACACAGAGGACCAUGAAAAGAAGAUAAAGGUCGUGUGGUUUUUUCGUCCUUCGGAUAUACAUAACUUUUUGGGUGAUUGGAAACCACGCCGGAACGAGAUACUUUUAGCUUCUGGUGUGGGUCAAGGCCUCUCCAAUGUCAAUCCUCUGGAAGCAAUAGUUCAAAAAUGCAAUGUUGUCUGCACAUCAAAGGAUGUGAGGAAUCCUCAGCCAUCUGAAGAAGAGUUGAGAAUGGCUAGUUACAUUUUCUCUCAUAAUUUUGAUGUAGGAAAGCGCCAAAUAUUGGAGAACUUUCCAGAUGAAAUAAGUGGAAUUAAAGUGGAGUGCUUUUUUAACAUGAGAAACAAUCAACAGCUCUUCAGGCUCCCCAAGUUCCAGACAAAUUUGACAGACCCAGCUGGACCAUCAAAUGUGCCUUCCAAGUUAGAAUUGGACGAAGCGAAGGCCUCUCCAGUUAAAAAUAAAUUGAAAGAGUCAAUGGUUGGUACUGGGGAGCAAGGAUGUGCUUCAAAUGAGAUGUUAAGACUUAAACUUGCUCUUGAUGGAAAUGGAACUCAGUCCGCUAGAAUAUCACACGGUCAAGAUAAAGAAAGACACAAAGUUAGAUUUGUUGAUCAACCACAUAUAAGUGCAUCAGAUUGUGUAGCUUUCACUAAGGGGGAUACUUCUAGAAAGAAGCCUGAUGGUGUAGCUUUCACUAAGGGGGAUGCCUCUAGAAAGAAGCCAUAUAUUGAUAAAAGAAGUUGGUUCAAGCAACCAUCUUGGGAGGAAAAACUGCAGAGAGCUCAAGAUGCAGGCCAUUUGGUUUUACUAGACAAUCUGGAUCCAUCCUAUGCAUCAUCCGAAGUAGAGGCUCUAGUUUGGAAAGCAUUUCGCGAAAAGGUUGAGGCAAAAAUGAUACAAUACAGUACUUUUUCUACUCCGCAAUAUGGCAAGGCUUUUGUUAUAUUCAAGUCAAAGAUUACUGCUGACCGUGUAAUAUCUGAAUUAAACGGGAGAUGCCUGGUUUUGGAAAAUUGGAGACCUGUCAUAGGUAUCAGAAGAAGUCUAAAAGGGCCAGACAAAACAGCCAGAUUUGUUGGACAUCUGAGCAUUGCCAAAAUCAGGCUUCAAAGUCAACGUGAAGAGAUGAGAAAGGCAGUAUCAACAUCACACUGUUCCCAACCUAAUACAAUUGAGUAUGAUAUGGCUCUGGAAUGGUGUUUACAACAGGAAAAGUCAGAUGCAUGCUGGAAGAAUUUAUAUGAGAAACAAAUGAAGGAGAUUAGAGAAGCUAGGAAAGCUAUAACUAAUUUGUAAUUAAGAUACAUAUG